AUGCCUCUCACGGGAGAUAGCAGGAAGCCUUCAGAUACCACUCGAGGAGGCAUACUGAGCGGCUGGCUAGGUGGAUCUCCCAACAAUACAGAGGAAGCCAAGACGAACGACGAUACGAUAGAGGGGACGCCUACGAACAGGCUACGCAGAAGACAAACCGGCUCAACGGAGACGACACCCAAAGGAGUUUCGCCAAGUACAUCACGGUUCGCCUUCUUCAGCUCACCCUUCUCCAAGAACACCCCGACCCAAGUCAGCCCACAGCAGGAUGAAGAGUUAUUGUCUUUGAACAUCCAGGAAGCGCUGUUCCCUCCUACAUCUCCGACUCACAGAGACGCCUUCUCGCCUGCAGCCUUCAAAAACCUAGAGGCUACAGCCGUUGGCCUACUAACAAAGUUCCAAACCGCCUAUCAAAGACAAAACGCCGCCUUGAUAGAACUACGAGUCGAAAAGGACGCUCAAAACGAAGAAAAUGAUGAGGCGGACACACGAAUCCAACACCUCAAGGUCCAACUAGAAAACAUGGCAACCAAGGUGGCCGAGCAGGAACAGUCGAUGCAGCAGCUCAUGACUGAACUGAACGCGGAGAAGAAGGCCAGGCAAGAGGAGAGAGCGAUGCGUGAAAGGAAUCGUCCGAUUUCCGAGGGGUCAUCGAUAUCUGAAGAUCUUGGCGCCGAAGAGGACCAGGCCAGGAGGAAGUGGAGAAAGAGCGCGGGAUUCGACACGGACGAAGAGAGUGUUGAGGAUGCCAGCGUUUUCUCGAGGUCACGAAGUCCUACCACCGCCGCACCUAGCGUGUUCGAGGGCAGUAUUUCGGAGGCAUCAGCAACCCCAUCAAAGUCCAAUUCGCUCGGCCCCCCGAGAACCUCACGGCCGCCGCCGACAUCAAAACCGUCGCCACAGCAGGCGAGCGUCUUCCAGAAACUUAUGAGAGGGGUUACAGGCGACGCCGCGAAAGAAGAGGGAGGUGCGACAUCAUGCUCGAACUGUCGCGGGCAGGACCAGCGGGCCGCGUGGGAUACGGUCAGUCUAUUGAAAGACGAGAACCGUGGAUUGAAGCAUCGUGUUGAGGAGCUGGAGACUUGCGUCGACAGUGCGUUGGACGUCGUCAACGGGCUUAGACUUGACUGA
This is a messenger RNA of Colletotrichum fioriniae, 1131 nucleotides long. RefSeq lists its product as uncharacterized. NCBI's taxonomy places the organism in Eukaryota, Fungi, Ascomycota, Sordariomycetes, Glomerellales, Glomerellaceae. The record is from RefSeq and is a predicted model, not a curated record.